UUUAUUCACUCGCAGACGAGGAACAGAAUCACACACAGAGAGACAAAUUAAAACCCCCAAAUUUCACUCUGUCCGUACGAUGAAAAUGAAAAGGGACGGCGAAGAAGAAGACAAUGAACAACAACAACAACACUUAAUCAAGAAACAGAAAUUAAUCGAAACAACAUCAUCGUCUCAGCUUGCUUUCGACAACGCUCUGCUUCCUCUUUCGACAUACGAUGAUGACGAUGAAGAUGACGACGAUGCUGCUGUUAAUAAUAAUCAUAAUAAUAAAAAUAAUAAUAAUGGUCAAAAUCUAGAGAAUAAUGGUCACCCGGAAGAAGAAGAUGAUGAUGAUGAUGAUGAAGAGGAAUUUAAUCACAAUAGAGGAAGGGGUAAUAGGAUGAUUGAAAUUCGUCGAGAUUGUCCAUAUCUCGAUACCGUUAAUCGACAGGUUUUGGAUUUUGACUUUGAAAAGUUUUGUUCGGUCUCUCUAUCAAAUUUAAAUGUGUAUGCAUGUUUGGUAUGUGGUAAGUAUUUCCAAGGAAGAGGGCAGAAGUCACAUGCAUAUACUCACAGCCUUGAAGCAGGACACCAUGUCUACAUCAAUCUUAGGACAGAAAGAGUUUAUUGUCUGCCUGAUGGUUAUGAAAUCAAUGAUCCUUCACUCGAUGAUAUUCGACAUGUUUUGAAUCCAAGGUUUAGCAGAGACCAAGUUUUGCAACUUGAUAAAAAUAGACAAUGGUCAAGGGCGCUUGAUGGGUCCGAUUAUCUUCCUGGAAUGGUGGGGCUUAAUAACAUUAAGGAGACUGAUUUUGUUAACGUCACCAUUCAAUCUUUAAUGCGGGUGACUCCUUUGAGAAACUUCUUUCUCAUCCCUGAAAAUUACAUGCACAGCAAGUCUGUUCUUGUGCAACGUUUUGGUGAGCUCACAAGGAAGAUAUGGCAUGCAAGGAACUUCAAAGGACAGGUGAGUCCUCAUGAAUUUUUGCAAGCGGUUAUGAAAGCUAGUAAAAAACGAUUCCGCAUAGGUGCACAGUCUGAUCCAGUUGAAUUCAUAUCAUGGCUUCUAAAUACCCUGCAUGCAGACCUUAGAAGUUCGAAGACUAGGAGUAGCAUUAUUCAUCAGUGUUUUCAGGGGGAAUUAGAAGUUGUGAAAGAGACUAAUGCAAAUGACGGUGCUGAGACCAGUAGGAUGCCAUUCUUGAUGCUUGGACUAGAUUUACCGCCGCCGCCACUUUUUAAAGACGUGAUGGAGAAAAACAUAAUUCCCCAGGUUCCACUUUUUAACAUACUGAAGAAGUUUGAUGGGGAUUUAGUUACUGAAGUUGUGCGCCCUCAUAUAGCCAGGAUGAAAUAUCGUGUUACAAGACUUCCACAGUAUCUUAUUCUUCACAUGCGCCGCUUCACAAAGAAUAAUUUCUUCGUGGAGAAAAAUCCAACCCUUGUUAACUUUCCUGUGAAGAAUCUGGAGCUGAAGGAUUACAUACCACUACCUACACCAGCUAAAGAGGAAGAAAGAGUGCGUUCCAAGUAUGAUUUGAUUGCAAAUAUUGUUCAUGAUGGCAAACCAGGUGAAGGAUCAUAUAGGGUGUUUGUUCAGCGCAAGUCAGAAGAGCUCUGGUAUGAGAUGCAAGAUCUCCAUGUUGCAGAAACACUUCCACAGAUGGUUGCACUUUCCGAGACAUACAUGCAGAUAUAUGAGCAGCAGCAGUUGGGAUGAUCAUUUGGUACCAACUUGUUUGUUUGUUAGGUAAGAGCUCAUGUGAUGUAACUUUGUAAGAUGAUGUGAAAGAGAUCACCCCAUGAUUUUUGUAGCCUAAGAUUUUACGUUUAUAAUCUGACUAGAAUCAACGACAUUUGCGUUGUAGCACCAUGAUGCGUGAAUCAAGUGGAUAAUUUUAUUUACACUAUAUUUUUCAGGUUUUUUCAGAUUUUUCAAA
Molecule: messenger RNA, 1922 nt
Organism: Erigeron canadensis
Lineage: Eukaryota; Viridiplantae; Streptophyta; Magnoliopsida; Asterales; Asteraceae
Product: U4/U6.U5 tri-snRNP-associated protein 2-like
Exons: 9
Coding region: 80-1702 (540 amino acids)
Biological process (GO): protein deubiquitination; mRNA processing; spliceosomal complex assembly
Molecular function (GO): cysteine-type deubiquitinase activity; zinc ion binding
Source: RefSeq, a predicted model, not a curated record